UUGCUGUGCGCCGAGCCCGAGCCCUGUCGUCACUGAUCCUCUGCGAGGCUGCACAGGCGUUCCUCAGGGAACCUGCUUUGGGCUGUACCUCAUCGUUCUCCAGGACCCCACUCCGUGGGGCGAUAAAGGCGUGCGUUGGUUGGAAAGGGCAGUGGGAAAAGUGGAGCAGUUCCGAAACGCGCUCGCGAACUAUGUCUGACAAGAGGUGGGCUGGCUUGUGUCAGCCCGGGGGACUACAUUUCCCAGCAUGCUCGAGGUGGCCGAACUACCUUACCCGAAAGGCUGAGCGAGGCGCCUUCCACUUCCGGCUGCCCGUCGGGACGCCGAGAGCAUGAGGACUCGAUGGGCCUGGCGUCUUCUGUGCUCCGACGCCGGCGGGGGCCUGUGGGCUGCGACUCCGCGCCGGCGUUUCUCACCGGCCCUGCGGAGAGAUUUCUUGACCUCCACAAGCAAGGAAGGAUAUGACAGGCGACCAGUGGACAUAACUCCUUUAGAACAAAGGAAAUUAACUUUUGAUACCCAUUCACUGGUUCGGGAUUUAGAAACUCAUGGAUUUGACAAGGCACAAGCGGAAACAAUUGUGUCGGCAUUGACCUCUUUAUCAAAUGCCAGCCUGGACACGAUCUACAAGGAGAUGGUCACUCAAGCGCAGCAGGAAAUAACAGUUCAGCAGCUAAUGGCUCACUUGGAUUCCAUCAGGAAAGAUAUGGUCAUCCUAGAAAAAAGUGAAUUUGCGAAUCUGAGAGCAGAGAAUGAGAAAAUGAAAAUUGAAUUAGAUCAAGUUAAACAACAACUGAUGCAUGAAACCAGUCGAAUCAGAGCUGAUAAUAAACUGGACAUCAACCUUGAAAGGAGCAGAGUAACAGAUAUGUUCACAGACCAAGAAAAACAGCUUAUGGAAGCAACCACAGAAUUUACCAGAAAGGAUACCCAAACCAAAAGUGUUAUUUCAGAGACCAGUAAUAAAAUCGACACUGAAAUUGCUUCCUUAAAAACGCUGAUGGAGUCUAACAAACUUGAGACGAUUCGUUAUCUUGCAGCCUCAGUGUUCACUUGCCUGGCCAUCGCUUUGGGAUUUUAUAGAUUCUGGAAGUACGAAUGACACUGCCCCUCUGCCGCUGAGGGCUCCACAGAACACUACAGACCUUCCUCCAACACUGUCAGCUGCUGAAAAGACUGACUACAAAAUUAUUCAGAGUAUAUGUGGACUAGAGAAGUGUUCCAAGUGCUUCACCUUGUGUCGUCCAGAACCUGAUCUAUUUUAGACGAAAGUGUAUUCUGUCCCUAAGCUUUUCAUGGUGCAUGCAAACGGAACCAGAAUAUUCUUAUGUUGAAACAGUUUUAUAAAUAAAAUGUUGAUAUGUGCUGCAAUUUGAAAAGUAUUUCCUGCCCUCUGCA
Molecule: messenger RNA, 1398 nt
Organism: Octodon degus (degu)
Lineage: Eukaryota; Metazoa; Chordata; Mammalia; Rodentia; Octodontidae
Gene: Ccdc90b
Product: coiled-coil domain containing 90B
Exons: 9
Coding region: 332-1102 (256 amino acids)
Cellular component (GO): mitochondrion
Source: RefSeq, a predicted model, not a curated record